This is a messenger RNA of Anthostomella pinea, 1632 nucleotides long. The record is from the annotation of a GenBank genome assembly. NCBI's taxonomy places the organism in Eukaryota, Fungi, Ascomycota, Sordariomycetes, Xylariales, Xylariaceae.
AUGAAGAAGUUUGGCAACAUUUAUGUUAUCGCGGCCACGUCCGUCAUCGGCGGUGCGCUCUUCGGCUUUGAUAUAUCCUCUAUGAGCGCCAUCAUCGCUACUCAACCCUACAAGUGCCAAUUCAACGCUCAAGUCAGCUUGCCUCUACCAUCUACGAAGGGAAACAACCCAGUGACCGGCCAGUGCCAAGGUCCAGAUGAUGUGCUACAAGGAGGAAUCGUCGCCGCCAUGCCAGGCGGUUCAUGGCUUGGUGCGCUUGUUUCGGGGUUCUUGUCUGAUCACUUUGGACGAAAAACGACCAUCCAAAUCGGCGCAGUCAUCUGGGUUAUUGGCUCCAUCCUUGUCUGCGCCUCCCAGGACAUCCCAAUGCUGAUCGUCGGCCGUGUCAUCAACGGUCUCUCCGUUGGCAUCUGCUCCGCCCAGGUCCCCGUCUACAUCUCCGAGCUCUCCCCCCCGUCGAAGCGAGGCCGUUUGAUAGGAAUGCAGCAAUGGGCCAUCACCUGGGGCAUCGCUAUAAUGUUUUUCGUGUGCUACGGAUCCAGCUUCAUCGCGGGCGAGGCGGCUUUCCGGCUGCCGUGGGGACUGCAGAUGAUCCCGGCUGCCCUACUCUUUCUUGGUCUCAUGGUACUGCCCGAGUCGCCGAGAUGGCUUGCCAAGAAGGAUCGCUGGGAGGAGUGCAAGGAGGUGCUGGUUCUGGUGCAUGGCAAGGGGAACCCGAACGCCCCUAUCGUCGCCAAGGAAAUGGCCGAGAUCAGGGAGGUUGUCGACUUUGAGCGCCAGAACGCCGACGUUUCUUGGUUUGAGCUGGUCAAGCCAAACAUGAUCAACCGCACCCAUAUCGGCCUCUUCACCCAGAUCUGGUCACAACUUACGGGCAUGAAUGUGAUGAUGUACUACAUAUCGUACGUCUUCGCCAUGGCUGGAGAUGGCGGUGACCUUUUGCCCAGCGGUAUCCAGUUCAUCAUCAACGUGGUCAUGACGGUACCUGCGUUGAUCUGGCAGGAUAGGUGGGGUCGUCGGCCGACGAUGCUUGUGGGCGCAUUCUUCAUGUGCCUGUGGAUGGCCGUCAACGCUGGCCUAUUUGCGACAUACUCGCGACCUGCGACGCCGGCGGAUGGAUUCGACACCGCUGCCAUUUCGAUGGUUAUAUCUGGACCCGCCGCAACGGCGGUCAUCGCCUCGACUUACCUCUUUGUCGCUUCUUACGCGCCAACAUGGGGCCCGGCUUCCUGGACCUACCCGGCCGAGCUAUACCCCCUCCGCGUACGCGGCAAGGCUGUAGCUCUGGCCACCUCGGGCAACUGGGCUUUCAAUUUCGCGCUGGCCUAUUUCGUGCCUCCUGCUUUUGCCAACAUUAGCUGGAAGGUUUACGUCAUAUUCGCCGUCUUCUGCUUUGCCAUGUUUCUGCACGUGCUGUUCAUGUUCCCGGAGACUGCCAACAAACCCCUGGAGGAGGUGGCGGACAUGUUCGAGGCCACGGGCCCGGGCACCAUCCGCUAUAUUGGUGUUCCGGCGUGGAAGACGCACAACGACCGCUCCAUCGUCAAGCUCGAGCGCGGCAUGGUCGAUCCCGAAAAGAACAUUAGCCAUGAAAAGCAACUUAGCCACGAGGAGUCGCGAGCCUCUCCGUAA